UUUUUGCAUUUAAUAAACUGAUUUUGAAGUCCAACUAGAGUUUGGCAAAAUGAGGUUUUCGUUCAAAUAAUUGGACUUUCCAUUUCCUUUUAGCUUUGGAUAACUGUUCCUCAUCAAAGUUCAAAAUAUGCUAGGAAUGAUCAUGACCUUUUUGUUCCACUCGUUCUAGUCAUUGACAUGGUUGUUUUGACCAUGUCAACCCUUUGUCCGCUUUUUUGAAUCAUCGAUCAAGCGGCUAAAUAAAUAUUUUUUAGAAAUUUCUAUCCGAAAACGUGAAAUGUUAAUGAAAGGGAACAAAAAAAGGAUCUUUCACAUUGAUAAUGAUUUUACUCAGCCUAAUUUUCCUUGAUGUUAUUUCUUUUAAUUUUUCUUGGUCCCAUUGUAUAGUCAUAUGUGGUGUACUUGGGAGGUCAUUCACAUGGAAAAGAAGCCACACAAAUUGAUUAUGAUAGAGUCACUCAGUCUCAUUAUGACUUUCUUGGGUCAUUCUUGGGAAGUUCGGAUAAGGCCAAAGCUGCUAUUUUUUACUCUUACACUCGACACAUCAAUGGAUUUGCUGCAACUCUCGAAGAAAAUGAAGCAGAUCAAAUAUCCAAGCAUCCAGAAGUUAUAUCUAUAUUCUUGAAUCAAGCAAGAAAGUUACACACGACGAGGUCGUGGAAUUUUCUCGGUCUCGAAAACGAUGGAAAAAUUCCAUCCGACUCUUUGUGGAUGAAGGCUAAGUUGGGUGAAGAUGUCAUCAUCGGCAAUAUCGACACGGGCGUGUGGCCAGAAUCGAAAAGCUUUAGCGACGACAUAAUAAAUAGUCCGAUUCCAUCAAAGUGGAAAGGAGAGUGCUCAAAUGAAUUCGAUCCCAAUUUUCGAUGCAACAGGAAGCUGAUCGUGCCCGCUACUUAUCCAAGGGGUACGUCGCGGCCGGGGGACACCUCAACUCAAGCGACUACACGCCGCGCGACAAUAAGGGCCACGGGACCCACACCCUGUCGACAGCUGGCGGCAACUUUGUUCCUGGGGCCAACAUAUUCGGCUACGGAAACGGCACCGCCAAGGGUGGGUCCCCCAUGGCCCGCGUGGCAGCCUACAAGGUCUGUUGGCCCGUCAUCGAAAAAGGAGGGUGCUUUGAUGCUGACAUCAUUGCGGGCUUCGACAUGGCAAUCCACGAUGGGUUGACGUGAUCUCGGCUUCUAUCGGUGGUGAUGUCGCUGAACAAUAUUUUGCAAACAGUGUUGCCAUUGGGUCGUUUCACGUAGUGAGUCAUGGGAUCGUGGUCGUUUGCUCGGCAGGAAAUUCGGGGUCAAAUCUGGGUGCGGUUUCAAACAAUGCGCCUUGGAUGAUCACGGUUGGUGCAAGCACCAUGGAUCGAACAUUUUCUAGCUAUUUAAUAUUAGGGAACGAGAAAUACGAGGGACAAAGCCUUUAAAUAAAAUAUCUUCCAGAGGGAAAGCGGUUCCACAUAAUUUAUGCCAAAUAUGCAAAUGCCACUAACGUAACAGCGGAACAAGCGGAGUUGUGUGAACCUAAUUCUCUGGAUGCUAAUAAGGUGAGAGGGAAGAUCUUGGUUUGUCUAAGGGGAAUCACUGCAAGGGUCGACAAGGGCAGGCAAGCCGCCUUAGCUGGUGCUGUGGGAAUGGUUUUAGCAAACGAUGAGGCCUCUGGGAAUGACAUCAAAGCCGAAGCUCAUGUCUUGCCAGCUACACAUAUCAGUUACAAAGAUGGAGUUGCUCUCUUAACUCAAAUGAAUAAAACAAGGUCUCCCAAGGCUCGUAUCACCAAACCAAUAACUCGUUUAGACGUAAAGCCAGCGCCAGUAAUGGCAGCUUUUUCAUCGCAAGGGCCGAAUCUCGUUAUGUCGAAAAUUCUCAAGCCGGAUAUCAUGGCACCAGGAGUUAGUAUCAUAGCCGCAUAUACCGGAGCGGUUGGACCGACAGGCCAAGACUUUGACAAGCAACGUCUGCCGUUCAAUUCUAUGUCGGGUACUUCAAUGUCUUGCCCACACGUUGCUGGGGUCGUCGCCCUUUUGAAGAAGCUCUACCCAAAAUGGAGCCCGGCUGCCAUUAAGUCUGCCAUCAUGACCACUGCAAGUACACUCGACAACACUUGGAACUCAAUCACCAACAGCAGCAACUCGACAGCUACGCCGUUCAAUUACGGAGGAGGACACAUUGAUCCGAACCGCGCAAUGGACCCUGGACUCGUUUACGAUUUACAAACAACAUAUUACCUCAACUUGUUAUGCGCAAUCGGUUAUAACCAAACGCAGAUUAAGUUGUUCUGGAAAAAAUCAUUCACUUGUCCCAAGCCGGAUAUUAGACUCAUCGGCUUCAACUACCCCUCGGUCACUGUUCCCUUCCUCAAGCGCCCAGUCACCGUGACAAAGAAGCCCAGAUGGAAUAUCAGUAAAAGUCGAACCGGAUGA
This is a messenger RNA of Striga asiatica, 2416 nucleotides long. Lineage: Eukaryota; Viridiplantae; Streptophyta; Magnoliopsida; Lamiales; Orobanchaceae. The record is from the annotation of a GenBank genome assembly.